AUAGAGUGACGUAUGACUCAUAUGAAUGACUGAUUGAGUGUUUUAAUCAAUGCUUUAAAUGAUUGAAAUUAUUAUUAGUAUUAGUAUUGAGUGAAUCAACAAAUAGUUAUGAUAUUAGUAUUAAUUAAAUAGUUGUCACCAAUGGCUGACCCGUCGGUGGCCAUGGAUUUGGUCGAUAGUGAUGUCAAUACUUUAAAGACAGAGAUCUCUCGAUUGAACCGAGAGUUGGCACAAACCAGUGCUGAGAAGAUACAGUCAGCACAGUAUGGACUCGUUCUUCUGGAUGAAAAGGAAGACUUACAGAGACGUUAUGACGAACUCGAGUUGAACUACGAAACCAUAAAAAAGGAUUUGGAAGAACUCAGAGAUGCAUUUACAAAAUCACAAACAAUCCAUAAAGUGUCGGCCAAUACUGGCAUUGAACGCGAGGAAAAACUUCUUGAAGAGACCGCUCAUAAAGAGGCCAACUUUGCAACGGCUCUUCACGAUCUCGAGAGAGAACUUAAACAAGUAAGACAUGAAUUGGAAAGAGUUCAGUCAGAAAAAGAAAGAUAUUGUUUGGAUUACAAUGAGAUGACCAAACAGACAGAACUUAUGGAAUGGGAGCGCAAAAACUUGAGGACUGAGUUAAAAGAACUUAAGUUUAGAGAGUCUAGACUUUUAGCUGAUAAUAAUGAACUCGAAGAAGAAAACAUAUCUCUUCAGAAACAGAUAUCAUCUCUUAAAUCGUCACAAAUAGAUUUUGAGACAUCAAAGCAUGAAGUUAGGCGUCUUCAAGAAGAAAUGGAAGCACUUCAGGCACAACUUGAAGAAUAUGAACAUCUGAAGAAAAUUGCAGAAAAACAGAUGGAAGAAGCAUUGGAAGCGUUACAGUCAGAGAGAGAGCAGAAGUACGCCGUGAAGAAAGAGUUAGAUAAACGAUUGAAUUCCGAUUCGAUUCACAAUUUGACAAACUUUGCCGGUUUUGCGGGCCUUAAGUUUGGAAAUGAAUUGGUAGGAGAUGGUAGUGAACCGUAUGAUGAGACAAACUCGACCCUUGAAAAAUUAGAGGCGGAUCUAAUGAGGUCACCCGUUAACAGUGAGUUAAGUCCAUCUAAUACUCAGCCAUCAUCACUUGAAGGCUCACUUUUCGGUGAAGUCCACUUAAAUGAGAUCAAGAAAUUAGAAAGACUUCUGGAAGAAACAGAAAACCAAAAAAUACAACUCAACCAAAGGUUAUCUGAAUCUCAAUUAUUAUUAGAGAAAUCACAAACUGAGUUCAAUAAUCAAAAUAAACGAUUAUUGAAACUUUUCGAAGAUAUCAAUAACUUGGUCUCAGACUAUGACAACAUAGGAUUUGAUGAUACGGUUGAUACUAAUUGCGAAUUUCCAGAGUUGUCGAGAUUGAAGUGCAUUCUUAACAAAUUAUUGAAUGAUUCAAAUGUGAGUCAUUUAAGAGAUGAAGUAAAGAAAUUACAAAAUAAAUUGAAUUCAUAUGAAGUGAAAUCUAGUUAUUUAGAGGACGACUUAAAAACGAUGUCUACUAUUGUUGAGGACAUGUUUGCAAAUUUGAGUCUUACUCACGACGACUUGAUUACUGUAUCUGAAGAUUUGGCCGCACUUUAUCAUCACAUCUGUUUAGUAAACGGUGAAUCUCCAAACCGAGUGAUGUUAGAUCAUGCAAAGCCUGACACUGAUUCAAUGUUAACUGCCAUUAAGUUGGAACAACUAAAAGAUAAACUUCAUUAUCCAAAUGAAUCCUUAAAAACAAUUAAAUCUUUAGAUUCAAAUUUGAUGGACACAAUUCGUGAUCAGUUAAAGCAUUUAAAAGCAGCAAUAGAGACAUCAAUAGAACAGCGCUCUUCUAGAGUAAAGUCAAUACCCACUGAGUCAACUGACAUAUCGGUGAUACCAUCGAGUUGUGAAAUGGAUGAUCUUCAGGAUCAAGUAUUAAAAUUUAAGUCAUUAUUAUCUACUAAAAGGGAACAAAUUGCUACAUUGAGAACAGUUUUGAAAGCAAAUAAACAGACAGCAGAGGUAGCACUCGCUAACCUUAAAUCAAAAUAUGAGACCGAAAAGGCUGUGGUCACCGAAACUAUGACUAAAUUACGUAAUGAAUUAAAGGCUUUGAAGGAAGACGCGGCUACUUUUGCUUCACUACGAUCUAUGUUUGCCGCCCGUUGUGAAGAUUAUGUCUCACAAAUCGAUGAACUUCAACGACAAUAUAAGUCAUCUGAAGACGAAAAGAAAACUCUUAAUUCUUUGCUUAGGAUUGCAAUUCAACAGAAGUUAGGAUUAACUCAAAAGCUUGAAGAACUUGAAAUGGAUAGGGAAAGGGUGUCUCUCGGCAGACCUUCUACUACUGGAUCACGUCUUGAACGCUGUUCUAAUGGUAGUAAUAGUACUAAUUGGAGACCACCUAAUCGUAUUAACAGAACGCCUCCUAAUAGGGGAAGUUUAAGGGGAAGCACUAAACGAGGGGUUUAAUACAAUAGAAAAUAUUGCAAUUAUUUUAUUUACAACAUUAAAAUAUCAUGUUUUAUUAGAUUUUUACAACAAAACUUUUUAUUUAUAUAUUUAUUUAUUUAUUUAGAUUUUUCAAAUGAUUCUUUUAUUUGCAUAUUUUUAUAUUUAUGGAUUACAAAAUUGAACUAAAGCUUA
This is a messenger RNA of Oppia nitens, 2640 nucleotides long. It is a transcript of the gene BicD, whose product is annotated as protein bicaudal D-like. Gene Ontology annotation, molecular function: dynactin binding; dynein complex binding; cytoskeletal adaptor activity. The record is from RefSeq and is a predicted model, not a curated record. The transcript has 7 exons. Gene Ontology annotation, biological process: regulation of microtubule cytoskeleton organization; microtubule anchoring at microtubule organizing center; protein localization to organelle. Bases 142 to 2466 code for a protein of 774 amino acids. Gene Ontology annotation, cellular component: cytosol; Golgi apparatus. NCBI's taxonomy places the organism in Eukaryota, Metazoa, Arthropoda, Arachnida, Sarcoptiformes, Oppiidae.